Molecule: messenger RNA, 627 nt
Organism: Fimicolochytrium jonesii
Lineage: Eukaryota; Fungi; Chytridiomycota; Chytridiomycetes; Spizellomycetales; Powellomycetaceae
Product: CG9922-like protein
Exons: 3
Coding region: 114-500 (128 amino acids)
Biological process (GO): negative regulation of apoptotic process; protein stabilization
Source: RefSeq, a predicted model, not a curated record
GGAAAAUGCCGCGUCGCUGAUUGGCUGCACGCUUACGUUAGCAAGAAGGAGUUGGCAUUCGAGCCCUGAGGGUCCAGCAAGGUUCGCAAACGCAGCACAUCUCCAAAGCAAUCAUGUCGAAGAAAGCUACCCCAAAGCAAGACCCUGCCGAAAAGCCCGAGGGCGCCGAGGAUGUCGAUGAGGAGCAGGAGCAGGGAGGAACUCGCGGCCAGGCGAACAAGGACAUGAAGAACGUGUCCGGCUUCGACGACGAGGGCGGUGAUAAUGUGGACGAGGACAAGCUGGGGAAGGCGAUGAACUUCCUGACAGACGUCAACAACAAGCAAAAGGCACAAAAGACCUCGCGCGAAAAGGAGCUCGAAAAGGUGGUCGUUGCCAAGGAGGACAUAGAUGUAGUGAUGAACGAGUUCCAGAUCCCCAGACUCCAGGCAGAGCGCGCAUUACGGGAAAACCGAGGGAACCUGCCGGAUACAUUGAAGGCGCUUGUAUCUGUAGCAUGAAUGCUGGGAUCCCUGAGGGCUUAGGCGAACGGCUUAUACUGGCGUAGGAGAGGGGAAUACCGUCAUUUUGGCAAAGUUACGAGAUGUGUAGGACGGACGAUCUGUGCACACUGCUUCAAGGGAUCGC